UCCGUUAGGACGCCGCACGCUUGGACGACCUGCCGCUGCCGCUAUAUAUACGCCACUAGCCGCGCGUGCUGUCUCAGAUCUCUUCUAUCUAGUUCAAGUCCUCCCCUUCCCUCUCGCCGCCGGCCCAUUCUCUUCUCCGACUCCGGUCCCCCCGCAGCCGCGACUACCAAGUACCAAGCAAGCAACGCCAACUAAGCAAGCAAAGCAACUAAGCAAUCAAAGCGCAUUUGCCUCCGUUAGGUGGUUCCUGGAGCUGAUCGAUCGUGGUACCACACGCGAUGUCUGCGACGACGCGGCAGCCGUGGAGGUCGCUGCUCUGCUGCGUGAGCGGCGGCGGCGCGGUUUCGGGCGACGACGACGUGCCGUCGCCGAGUCAGCAGCGGCGAAGGAGCACCAACCGCAGGAGGAGGGACCGGGGGGAGCGUCUCCUGCUGCUUCCGUCCUCGACGUCGGCGUCGCGGGUGUCGCUGUCGAGCCUCAGCUCAUCGGGGACGCUCACCCCGGAGGACCUGUCCCUGACGCUGUCCGGCUCCAACCUGCACGCCUUCACGUACGCCGAGCUCAGGGCCGUCACGGCGGGCUUCUCCCGCGCCAACUACCUGGGAUCCGGCGGGUUCGGCCCCGUCUACCGGGGCCGCGUCGACGCCGGCCUCCGCAAGGGGCUGGACGCGCAGCAGGUGGCCGUCAAGUACCUCGACCUCGACUGCGGCACGCAGGGACACCGCGAGUGGCUCGCCGAGGUCUUCUUCCUUGGCCAGCUCCGCCACGACAACCUCGUCAAGCUCGUCGGGUACUGCUACGAGGACGACCACCGGAUGCUCGUGUACGAGUACAUGAGCAACCAGAGCCUCGAGAAACAUCUCUUCAGAAGUCUCGACGGCUCCAUGCCAUGGAUGAGGAGGAUGAAGAUCGCCGUCGGCGCGGCCAAGGGCCUCGCCUUCCUCCACGACGCUGACACGCCGGUGAUCUACCGGGACUUCAAGGCCUCCAACAUCCUGCUUGACGAGGACUACAACACCAAGUUGUCGGACUUUGGGCUGGCCAAGGACGGGCCUCAGGGCGACGCGACCCAUGUCACGACACGUGUCAUGGGCACCAACGGAUAUGCGGCGCCGGAGUACAUCAUGACGGGCCACUUGACGGCCAAGAGUGACGUCUACAGCUUCGGGGUGGUGCUUCUAGAGCUCUUGACGGGUCGUCGGUCUGUCGACCGGGCUCGGCGGCCAAGGGAGCAAAGCCUGGUGGACUGGGCCAGGCCCUACCUCAAGAAGCUCGACAAGCUCUACCGGGUCAUGGACCCAGCCAUGGAGUGCCAGUACUCGUGCCGAGGCGCCGAACGCGCUGCGAUGGUGGCGUACAAGUGCCUGAGCCAGAACCCUAAGUCUAGACCCACCUUGAGGGAGGUGGUCCAGGCCCUGGAGCCCGUGCUAGACAUGGAUGACUACCUCCAGAUUGGCCCAUUUGUUUUCACCGUCGUAGUGGAAGACAACGGCGACAGGAGCAAGGAGAGCGGAGGCAAGGUUGUUGACAGAGAGAAGGUCGACAUGACGAUAGAGACGACGGUGGAGGAGAAAAAGCAGCACCAGAUGAGCCAUAAGGACCGGCGCUGGCAGAAGUUCCCAAACUCGACGGUCCACGCUGACAUGGUGCUUCACCGGGACCGGGACGACGGCGAACUUGGGCCGCACAUUAGGGCGCUGCGGCGGCACCGGAGGACGUCCAGCUACGUCAAGGAAAGAGGGGCGUAGUAGGCGCGUACAGUAGCUCUCGUGGUUAAUUAGCAUAUGGCAAGUGCUAGUGUUAGGAGAGAAGCAGUGAAAGGAGGGUUUAAUGGGUACAUAAUUAAGCUAGAUCGUAGAUGGGUGUGGCACAGCAAAACUCACAGAACCAUGCCGCACUGGUUUGGUAGCGAUGUUUUUUUGUUCUUAUUAGUCAUAAUCGGUGAAACUGUCCAUGGUGACAUAAUUAUAUAUAUACCUUGUCCAAUGA
Sorghum bicolor (sorghum) is the source of this 1989-nucleotide messenger RNA. RefSeq names its product probable serine/threonine-protein kinase PBL12. The coding region runs from base 279 to 1748 and encodes 489 amino acids. Gene Ontology annotation, molecular function: ATP binding; protein kinase activity. NCBI's taxonomy places the organism in Eukaryota, Viridiplantae, Streptophyta, Magnoliopsida, Poales, Poaceae. The record is from RefSeq and is a predicted model, not a curated record. Gene Ontology annotation, biological process: protein phosphorylation. The transcript is spliced from 3 exons.